ACUGUCACUCACACUCCUCACUGGGCUUACUUUCACACCCCAAAAACUCUAAUGGAAAAUUGCAGAAGGUCUCCAUUGAAGCCGUGGAAGAAAGGUCCAACAAGAGGCAAAGGCGGUCCUCAAAAUGCCAUGUGUGAGUACCGAGGGGUUCGUCAGAGAACAUGGGGCAAAUGGGUGGCAGAAAUAAGAGAACCCAAGAAGAGAACCAGACUGUGGUUGGGUUCUUUUGCCACUGCUGAAGAAGCUGCUAUGGCCUAUGAUGAGGCUGCAAGAAGAUUGUAUGGACCGGAUGCUUAUCUUAAUCUACCUCACCUUCAGUCUAACUUUAAUCCUCUAAACAAAUCACAGAAGCUCAAAUGGAUUCCUUCCAAGAACUUCAUUUCCAUGUUCCCUUCUUGUGGGCUGCUUAAUAUACAUGCACAGCCUAGCGUUCAUGUCAUCCAUCAGCGGCUCGAAGAACUCAAGAAUAACAGGCCCCUUCAUCAAUCCUCUGUCGCUUCUAGUUCUUCCUCCUCUGAAUCCAGAAAUGAAGUGAUGAUUGUAAGUGACGAAAACCAUGUAGCAAAUCUCGCCGUAGCAGAGAAAGAUGUGGAAAUAUCAUCAGAGAAGAUGCUGCUAAGAAAUCAUGACGAGAAACCACAGAUUGAUCUGAACGAGUUCCUUCAGCAGCUGGGCAUACUGAAAGAAGAGAAACAGCCAGAUAGCAAUGAUGUCGAAGAAUGUCUCACGGUGCCAGAAUCUUCACAAAAAUAUGAAAACGAACUUGCAGCAUUGGCAGACAAGAGUUUCAAUUGGGAUUCACUGAUUGAAAUGCAUGGAAUUACAGAUCAUCAAGCAGCAGAAUUAAAUAGUUUUCCAGUUUAUGACGUCCAAGAUGAGCCGGCUUUCCCAACUUCCAUUUGGAACUUCUAGGAGGAUAAAAUGAUUUAGGGAGAGUGAAAGCUAGCUUUGCUGCUUACUUGUUUGGAACUAGAAUGUCUGCUUUCACAUAAUAAGGUCAUACUUAGAUUGUUCUAGAUCUACUGCCAUUUGAAUUGCUCUAUGAUAGUCGUUACUUCUGUUCAUUGGCAACAUAGAUCAGACUAGAAAGCAUUUGACCUUACCAGAUAGAUAGAGCGGAGGCGUUAUAGGAGCAAGGGUUGGGUGGAAGGAAGUUCAUAUUGCAAUAUGAUAGUAGCAACUUAAUUACUAGGUUUCUUCUUGACCCAUGGCUGAUGUGAACUUACCCAUGUUUGUUGGGCUGAUUUUGGCAACGCUAGAUUUAUAUGUACUUCUGCAAUUUGCUUGCUUUACGACAUAGGAAUUCACAAGGAAGCAUGUUACA
Messenger RNA from Populus trichocarpa (black cottonwood), 1324 nucleotides. Its product is annotated as dehydration-responsive element-binding protein 2F. Bases 52 to 912 code for a protein of 286 amino acids. Gene Ontology annotation, cellular component: nucleus. Lineage: Eukaryota; Viridiplantae; Streptophyta; Magnoliopsida; Malpighiales; Salicaceae. The record is from RefSeq and is a predicted model, not a curated record. Gene Ontology annotation, molecular function: DNA-binding transcription factor activity; transcription cis-regulatory region binding. Gene Ontology annotation, biological process: positive regulation of DNA-templated transcription; response to stress. The transcript has a single exon.